This is a messenger RNA of Lates calcarifer (barramundi perch), 5349 nucleotides long. Its product is annotated as transmembrane protein 42. Lineage: Eukaryota; Metazoa; Chordata; Actinopteri; Centropomidae. The transcript has 3 exons. Bases 179 to 649 code for a protein of 156 amino acids. The record is from RefSeq and is a predicted model, not a curated record.
CGGCUGUCGGUAGAAAGUGCAGGGAAACGUGCUCGGUGACACUCACAUACACACUCACACUCACUCACACACAACCAUGCAGGCAGCUCAAACCGGACCCGCAGCAGCAGAAGCAGCAGCAGCAGCAGAAAUGUGAGGAUGGAUUAGAAAAUUAUGUGCCUCGGCUGCCAUCAUCAACAUGUUCCCGGGAGUUUUCUAUGCACUGCUGGCGGGUUUCCUCGGGGCCGUGGCGUCGUCGUCGGCCAAGCUGUCCCUCGGAGCCGACUACCUGAAGGGAGUCUGUGAAACCGGACUCCGGACGUGGGGAGAGCAGCGGAAAUUUAGACAAGCGGACGAAACUACCACCUGUGACCGGCUCCAUAUCCCUCUGAGGCUGCUGUGUGGCGGACUCCUUUUCACCUGCAACGCUGUGAUGUGGACCUUCCUCGCUAAAGCACUCAGGUACUCCUCUUCCUCCACCCGAACCACUGUGACCACCACCGCCUCCAACUUCAUAUCUUCCGCUUUCCUAGGCCAGCUGAUCUUUGGCGAAGCCCAGAUAACAUUGUGGUGGGUUGGGAUCUCCCUGACCUUCUCUGGUCUGUUGGUACUGCAGAGGGUUUCGCCACAGGACGGACAGCAGAGCGCAGUCGCCAAGAAGGAUGAAUAAUACGCCUCGUCUCCACUGGUUCAGUUCAGCUUGGCUCUGGCUGGCUGUGGUAUGUGGCGUGUUUUGGUUGGCAGCUCCUCUGAUUUUAACAUCGAGCCAAAGUGUUAGAGAACAUGAGCUCCAAUCAAAUAUUCUCUUCCUUGUUUGAACUAUUUCACUAUAUAACUCUCAAAUUGUGUCUUUAUUUUAAAUCAGUGACUAUUUAUAUUAUCUUUGGUUUGUGGCCAUGUAGGCUGCUAAACCCUGCUGGCUCAGCUGUGGUGCAGCCUUGUUUCGUCCUGUUCUAAAAUCAGAGGAGAUGCUGGCUCUCAGCCAGUCUGGCCAUGGCGCAGCAGUUGGGCUGGUGGAGACAAGCUUAUGGAUGCCUGCAUCCAGUUUCCCCAGAAGCCCUAAACUCAUCUUUACUCACAGGCUUACGAUAAAGCAAAAAUGAUACAAGCUUUACAUUACGUUUAAUCGACAACAGCACAACAAAUCAUGAGCUAACAGAGCAGAUGUGAGGGAAGGGAAGAGACUUAAAGGGAACAGUUUGACGUUUUGGGAAAUAUACUUUUUUUUGCUUUCUUGCUGAGAGUUAUAUGAGAAGGUCAGUACCAGUCUCGUGUCUGUAUGGUAAAUAUGAAACUACAGCCAAGAGAGAGUUCGCUUAAGGUGCUUUUCCAACAAAAGUUCCAGGAACUUUAAUAUCUUGGGAACUAAUGUCCUCAGGAAUAAAAGUUCCCUCAGUGCAUUGUGAUUUGCAUUGAUUUAUUGAAGUAAUUAACACACAGAAAACCUGGGGAAAGGUUGUAUUAAUCCAUCAUAGGAGAAUUGUAAGGCUGCAACCACCAGUUAAGACUGUACCAACAAUUAUUUUCAUCAUCACUACACCAAACACCUAAGACAGUGAAAAACAACAUAUCAAAACCAUGUGUUUUGUUUGACCAUCAGUGAAAACCUGAAAAGAAAAACUGGCAAAUAUUUGCAUUUGCAUUGAGAAGCUGGUGCCAGUGAAUUUUCUGGUAUUUUUGCUCUAAAAUGACAAACAGUUCCUCAAAUAUUUAAGUUCCUGGAGCUCAAUGGUGGAAAAGCACCUUAAGCUAACCCUCUCUUGACUUUAGUUUCAUAUAUAGCACAUAGACACAAGAGUGGCAUUGACCCUCUCAUCUAACUCUCAGCAAAAAAACAAAAGAAAGUGUAUUUCAAGAGUCGUUGUUUUAAAGGAGAGAAAGAAAACACGCAAGAAACACGGAUUAUAUUUUGAGGACUUGGGUUUUUUUCAUGACGAAUGGACAAAAGGAUUGUUCACCACAUGCAUGAUGUUACCACCUAUCAGCCUGUGCAUUAUAUAUACUGCAGCCAUCAGAUCACCAAAGCUUUCUUAAUUAACUCUCACAUUUCCUUAAGUUACUAUGACACUCACUGUAAACAUCCUACACUGACAUUCCAUUUAAUGCAUGCUCAAGACAAUGCUAUUAUGAAGCUAACGAGGCGUACUCUCACAAGUAAUAAUCCUACUAAUGUAGCACCGAAAGGCUCAUCCCUGGUGUGAUUUUGCCCUCUGUCUGGGGGGUCUCUCUUUCUUUUACUUUUUCUUUGCCUUUCUCUAGCUUGAACCUUAACCUCAACAUAUGAGCAUGUCACAUGUUUUGAUUCAGAGGCAGCUGGUCUUCCAUUUCAUGACAGACAUGUGCAUGCUCCCACCGAGGCCUAAGCUCAGACAAAUCACACCAAAGCAUCCCGAAGCAUAAUUUCACACUGGAGCGACGUCCCCGUGAGCUGCUUCGUUUUUACUAAACUUGUGACUUAGGCGGCCAAACUGUCUCUCCAGCGUCAGAGACAUCACACGUUGUUUUUGAUUGCCUGGUGAGCUUUAUGUGCCCUGCAUCCGCAAACUCAUAUUACUUGCGCAUCACAAAUAUCAAUCUAUCACCCAUCAUCUCUGGGGGUUUAAUAGACACCUGGCCUCAUUAAAAGCUUCUCUCCACAUCCCUGGAGUUGUCAGUGAGAGUGCAAUAACAUUAUACUUCCUUUAAAUCUCAUGACACUGUGAUGUGCGUAACAGCGAGGGAGCUUUGAGCAUUAAUAAUUAAGCAUAGAAAAUGGCAAUACAUGCUACUUAGAGGGAUGUUUCUGUUAGUAUAAAUCAGCUAAGUAAUUACACUGUAGUAUACAGGGAUUUGCCUGAACAUGACAUCAAAGGCUGCUUUGUUGAGUGGUGUUUUAAUAUCACACUUUGCUGUUGUUUGGAUACAUAUCAUAAUAUAAAUGCAUAACGGUAGCUAUAAUACCUGUCUGUAAUAUCCCACAGCAGCAAUGCACAAAUAUAUCAGAUGUCCUUCCAACUGCUGCUGUGCAGGUUUUGUAUCAUGUGAUUUACAUGCAUCCCUAUUAAUGUGACUGCAGCAACAAUGUGAUUACAAAGCUCUCAUAUUAAAGGCCGGCUGAGUGAUGUUUCAUAGCAGGGCUGUACUCACCAUGCAGGAUUUCUUGGCAGCAGAGGUCACUCGCAGCCUCACACAUGCAGCAACAUCAGGAGUGAAUUCAGUUGUUUGUGCCUCCAUGGUUUAGGAUCCUGGGUGUGUUGCGUUACCUAAAGGAGUACUUAGACAAUUUGGGAAAUGCUGCUCAGUCACUUUCUUGCCAAGAGCUAGAUGGGAAGAUUGACACCACUCCCUUGUCUGUACAGUGAAUAUCUAGUUGUGGAGUCAGUUACUUUAGCUUAGCUUAGCAUAAAGACUAGAAACAGGAGGAAAUAGCUAGCCUAGCUCUGUACAAAGGUGACACAAUUCGCCUACUAGCACCUCUAAAACUCACUAAUUAACACGUCACAAGUCGUUAUCAUAUUACAUAUUUAAUCUGUACAAAAAAUGAAUUAUAAAUGUCAAGUGGUGGUUUUAUGGGCGGGUUAUGUGGUGGACUAUUUCUUGGCCAUUGUCCACUAGUUGUUUGCUAACUGCUCAGUUACCCCUGUAGACAAUUGAUUAAUUAAUUGCUACUGACAACUUGUUAUCGUAUGUUUAAUCAGUACAAAAACCUAAGUAUAAAAACAAAAUUAGCUUUAUGUUACUUCUGGGAACCCUUUUACUCUCACACCUAUAAAGUUGAUAUGAAACUGAAGUUAGCAGCCAGUUAGCUUACCUUAGCAUCAAGACUGGAAACAAGGGGAAACAGCUAGCCUAGCUCUGUCCAAAGGUGACAAAAGCCACUUACCAGCAUCUCUAAAGCUCAUUAAUUACAAAAACAAAGUGUAAAAGAAACAAAAAUUGACUUCAAGACAGUAGCUGAACAAACAUGCUAAUUAGUGAGCUUUACAGGUGCUGGUAGAUGGAUUUUGUUCCCUCUGGACAAAGCAAGGCUACCAGCUUCCCACUAUUCCCAGUCUUUUUGCUAAGCUAAGCUAACUGGCUGCUGGGUCUGGCUUCAUUUAUUGAACAGACAGACGUGAGAGAAACGUCAGGUUGUGGUUUUAUGGGGGGGGUUAUGUGCUGGACUAUUUCUUGGUGACGAUAUAAUGUGAUUAGCAUUUGCCAGUAGCAAUUACAUUGUCUACAGUAGCAAUAGAGCAGUUAUCAAGCAACUAGCGCAUACUAGCCAAGAAACAGUCCAGUACAUAACCCCCCCAUAAAACUACAACUUGACAUUUAUUUACACUUUAUUUUUUGUACAGAUUAAACAUAUAACAUGUUAACAACAUGUAACAUGUUAAUUAAUGAGCUUUAGAGGUGCUUUUCGGUGGAUUUUGUUACCUUGAGACAGAGUUAGGCUAGCUGUUUCCCCCUGUUUCCAGUCUCUAUGCUAAGCUAAGCUAACUGACACCCGGCUCCAGCUACAUAUUUACCGUACAAACAUGAGAGUGGUUUUAAUCCUCUCAUCUAACUCUUGGCAAGGAAGUGAAGGAGUAUACUUCCCCAAAAGGUCAAACGAUUCCUUUAACAUACCUUUAAUAUCUGUAAACUUUGCUUUUAUUCUGAAAAUAUUUUGGUGCCUGGCUUUUCUCCAGUUAACGGCAUGAUAUGAGGGUAAACCAUCUACCUGUGAACCCACUCUCACUGUAAUAUAACCAAUCAGAGCUUUGCAGUAGCCACAUUUCUAGCUCUGUGACAGCGGCAUGGUCCUGAGUGUGAUGUAUUUAUAUCCGUGUGCACAUAAACUGUAGAUGUGUUUGUACAGAGAGAUUAGAAAUCUAUUGAAAUAUCAUCCUGACCUGACGAGGUGUGUGUCACAUUGACGAGUUAAUGUGCUGCACUGCAAGGAAACAACUGUAAAUUUAUCAGAAAUUAUUGAAUCAAAAAGAUUUUGGCAAUCUGAAGGUGUACUGUUGACACCAGAGCCUCUUGUUCAAUCUUAAUCUUUGAAAUAUAAAAUGAGUGAAGCUUCCAAAUAAUUUAAGAGUCUGAUUUUGUAUUACUUUCUUGAUACGCUUUAACCUCUAUGUGCAGAUCAGCUGUCACUUUAAUCCGGAGGCUGCUGCACUGACAAAUUUCACAUAAUGUUUAACGUUUUAACGCAAAUCGAGACAGUGUGAUUAGAGGAAGACUCUGUUUGCUCUGAUAGAAACCAUUCAUAACGUGUCUUACAGAUUAUGUGAAACAAAUGUUUGUAAAAGUGUAAAUAUAUUCUGUUAAUAGGAAACACUUAAAAGGAUGUGUAAAUUGUCAUCUCCACUGAGAGAAGAAACACUGUUAAAUUAUUAAAUAAACAUCUCAUCUGACAAACAA